AUGCAGAUCGUCUAUAUAUUCUUGGGUUGGUUUUUGAUUUUCAAAUAACCGUGAAUUGAAGAAAAAAGGUUUAUUUUGCGAAUUUUGAGGCUUCAUUCUGUUGACGUUUUGUGAAGCGAUGAACGACGACGACCGCAUGGUCGGCUGGAACAAAGGCCACGGCUUGUGGGGCAAACGCUCCCUCAGUUCCGAGGUUCGCGCUAUCCAAGUACUUCAUUUCAUGAUUUUUAACAAGUGCCACUCAAAUGAGCAUGAAAAGCGCUUUAUUUCCAUGUAAGUAUUGAUUUAUAGAAGUGGGUAGAUCAAAAGUUAUGAUCCUUGAAAGAUAAGGAAGCUGAUUUAAAAUGCUUUCGUUCCGAGGAUCGUGUUAUCGAAUUAUUUGAUUGAAGAUGAGAAAAUCUUCAUUUUGAUAUAGAUAUUGAUUAAUAGUAGUUUGUAAGUCAAAAGUUAUGGGUCUUGAAAAAAAGCUUAUACGGCUAAGAAUGACCGGGGUUUUGAUAUUUGCGAUAUCUCAAUACCUUAUCUGAUUAUUUUUUUGUACAAUCAAUAAAGCAUGCAAAGAGCUUUUUUUUCGAUAUAAUUAAUUAUUUGAAGAAAUGAGUAGGUAAAAAGUUACGAGGCCUGAAAGUGAAGCUCUUUGAGGCAAAUUUUAUUCCCACCGAUUCAUUCGUAUAUUUUUGUUUCUUUUUUUUAAAAGUUGUAUAUAACUUUAAAUGAUCUCUAAGCUUUUUUGAUUUAAUUAAAAAUCUUUUUUGCAAAAGGAAUAUAGGAUAAAUUAAUCACAAUAAGUUAAUUCAAUCAAUCAAUAUUUUUUUGAAAAACAUGUAGUACAAAAAGUUUAAUUAAAGCUUUUUGAAAAUUUGGAUAGAUUUUUUUGCUUAUCUUCCUCAUUUUGAAGCUUUCUUGGUAAAUUUUUUUAAAAGAAAUUGCGAAUAUAAUUCACCUUUUUAUUUCCAAAAAAAUCGAUAAUUGGAAUUUAUUCAACAAUCAUUGUUGUGAAAAAAAGGAAAUGCAGCUCUGACGUUCGAAAACUUGAUACUUUAGUGCAGAACUCUUGUUUUUCAUUCUAGAACCGACUUUGGCGAAUUCCAAUCCCACUAACGUCGAAAAGCGAUCAAAAGUACGAAAACUUGGGCUUAUUUUUGCAUUUUUGCAGGACGAGCAAGUUUUUGGCACCCAACAGAAGCGUCCCGUUCAGAACUUUAAUAAACUCAACGGUCUUUGGGGGAAACGGUGAGUUCAAUAUCUUAAAAAAAAAAAGUUUUUUUUUGAGGAGAACUUUUCGAGAAACUUCACAGAAGGAUUUGUAUCUGAGAUUUUGAGGGAUAUUUAAAAAAAUUAGUUCAAAAAAAUUUUUUUAAAUUUCUGUUUGAGAUCUUUUUUUGAAGUUUUCCACAGAAAAAUGAGAAAAAAAUGGCUGAGAAACCACAUAUUUUCCUUGGAAAAAUUCCACAUUAACUCAAUCUCAUUCAUAAACUGUAAACUCUCAAGUAAAGAUGUUAAUGAAAGAAUUAUAAUGCUAUAAAAAAUUAUGCCAGUUUUAGUAUAAAAAACUGUUCGAAUAAGAGCUUCAAGAGUGUGAAAUUCAGGAAAAUCAGUGCUUUUUUAUUUUGAAUUUCGCUUUAAAACUUUGGAAUGUGGCUUAAUUUGAAAACUGAGACUUAAAAACGCCAAAGUGGUCACUAGAUGGAAUAGAAAAAAAAAUCCUCAUAUCGAUUAAUCGGUUUUUGAUUUUUUUUUUUGUCGAAAAACGCUAACUUUUCGAGUUUUUUGCAUUGUUAUUCUCAUAGAAUUUAUGACAAUUAGAGAUCGCUCCCCCUAGAGUGGCCAUUUUUGCAGGCUGCAGUGCCCUCUAUAGGAUACAAUAAGAUGGCCCCAUGAAGGAAGCUUAUAAAAGCACCUAAGCUUCCCUCUCAAGGGACCACUCUGGCGUUCCUAAGAAUGUACUCCAAUUUUUCUUUCAUGUAAAAAACUCCGACUUAUUCCAAUAUUUGCAGAUCAGAUCCGUAUUUCGAAGUGUCCGAUUUUCAAAAAAGGUAACUUCAACUCUGAUUCAUAGACCAAUAAUCAAUGAAUACAUUUUCCAGAGCAGCUCAAUGGCAAAUGGCGAAUGGCUUGUGGGGACGUUAA
Messenger RNA from Caenorhabditis auriculariae, 2130 nucleotides. The record is from the annotation of a GenBank genome assembly. NCBI's taxonomy places the organism in Eukaryota, Metazoa, Nematoda, Chromadorea, Rhabditida, Rhabditidae.